Molecule: messenger RNA, 8792 nt
Organism: Peromyscus leucopus (white-footed mouse)
Lineage: Eukaryota; Metazoa; Chordata; Mammalia; Rodentia; Cricetidae
Gene: Lsamp
Product: limbic system associated membrane protein
Exons: 9
Coding region: 332-1393 (353 amino acids)
Cellular component (GO): neuron projection
Source: RefSeq, a predicted model, not a curated record
GGUCCUAUAAGGCGCUUGCUUGUUUAAGUACAGUCUCAUUUAGUUGGAGCUGCAGGGGAGUGAGGGAAAGGAGGAUAGGAAAGAAGAGAGCGGGAGAGCUCGAGGAAGAACGGGGCUCGCUGUGUUGACAUCAGGCUCGGGCUGUGAGCAUCCUUCAGGACCUGGGCUCGCGCUCUCCAAGAGAAGAGCAAGGCUGUGCUGGGAUUCGCGGGAGCCUGGUCCGUCCCGGUGGCCAGAGCCAGGAGAGCCCUGAGGGAAACCGAGGGAAGCAAGCGGCGCGUUUUACUAGAGAGAGCAGGAGUGAGGAGAGACGGCUGGAACGCACGGCGACAUGAGGACCUACUGGCUGCACAGCGUCUGGGUGCUGGGGUUCUUCCUGUCCCUCUUCUCGUUGCAAGUGUUGGCAUUUUGGAACCAGCCUCCUGCUGAAGUAAAUUUGUCUCCAAUCACAAUCCCAGGACUGCCGGUUCGCAGCGUGGAUUUUAACCGAGGCACGGACAACAUCACCGUGAGGCAGGGGGACACGGCCAUCCUCAGAUGUGUGGUCGAAGACAAGAACUCGAAAGUGGCCUGGUUGAACCGCUCUGGCAUCAUCUUCGCUGGACAUGACAAGUGGUCCCUGGAUCCUCGGGUUGAGCUGGAGAAACGCCAUUCUCUGGAAUACAGCCUCCGAAUCCAGAAGGUGGAUGUCUACGAUGAGGGAUCCUACACAUGCUCAGUUCAGACACAGCAUGAGCCCAAGACCUCCCAAGUUUACUUGAUCGUGCAAGUUCCACCAAAGAUCUCCAACAUCUCCUCAGAUGUCACUGUGAAUGAGGGCAGCAAUGUAACCCUGGUCUGCAUGGCCAAUGGCCGCCCUGAACCUGUUAUCACCUGGAGACACCUUACACCAACUGGAAGAGAAUUUGAAGGAGAAGAAGAAUAUCUGGAGAUCCUAGGCAUCACUAGGGAGCAGUCAGGCAAAUAUGAGUGCAAGGCUGCCAACGAGGUCUCCUCUGCGGAUGUCAAACAAGUCAAGGUCACUGUGAACUGUGAGUACAAAAGCAGCAGGUGUUCCAGGCCCAGGGCACACCUCCACUUCCAGGGAGAUGCACAGAUUCCAUUAUCGAAAGCUCAUAGCAUUUCAAGCAGGUGUUCUUCUGGUCAGGGAUGCACAUUUAUACACCGGACACUUCCAAGGGCGAGACUUGAAACACUCCAUGAUGUUUACCAUUUUUCCCCUUCAGAGCGUGUUUUACCCACAGUCCCCCACCCCAUUCAAGAAAUUGGCACCACCGUGCACUUCAAGCAAAAAGGACCCGGGUCGGUGAGAGGAAUCAAUGGAUCCAUCAGUCUGGCCGUACCACUGUGGCUGCUGGCAGCAUCCCUGCUCUGCCUUCUCAGCAAAUGUUAAUAGAAUAAAAAUUUAAAAAUAAUUACAAAAACACACAAAAAUGCGUCACACAGAAACAGAGAGAGAGAGAGAAUGCAAAAAGGGGGGAGACUUAUUUCACAAGUUUGUGUGUUUAUAAAUGAAGGGGGGAAAUGUGAAAAUGAAGAAAAUACAACACUAAAAACACUUUUAAGAUCCAUCAAUAAAAAAAUUGAGUAUAAUUUAGGGUGGGAAAAAUCUCUACCAGAAUAUGUGUCUAUCUUCUAAGCAGAUGACUGCUGUGUAAAAAGACUCCAUCAUGCUAAAGAUAUCCGAUGUUGUACAAAUGAGACUAUUCAAGAAGUACCAGGUGGAUAUUAACUCCCCCACACACACUUUAUCCUUCCUUCAUCCGUUUUCAUCUGUGGGGAAAAAAGAAGAUCUUGCCUUUGGUGUUUAUAUUUCCAUAACCUUUUUAUUCUGUUUUUCAUUUGAGCUAAUGUGCAGCCAUUUUGGACGAUCAAAGGAAAAACCUAUGUAGAGCCUUUCUCAGGCUCCGCUGCCUCCAACAUCUCUCUAACCUUUGAGAACAUCCCCUUUCCCUCCAGUGUGUUCUAUCCCCACCACACCCAUUCCAAACGUUCCCUUUUUCUCUACCCCCAUCUCUCUUUACCCCAGCAACCCAGAACACUAGUCACGCCGCAAAUGCUAGGAAGUGCCAUUUUCAUUUUCUUCACUGUGCGCGUGUGUGUGCUCAAGUCUCUCGCUCUCACGUAGGUGUACAUGUGUGUGAGCGUGUAUGUGUCUCUCUCUCUAAAGCAUGCCAAUGGAAUGGUCCAUGUGUACAUAGACUCAUUGUGCCGUAGAUACUGUCCUGCAUUGUAAUUGUGAGAUGCGGCUGUAACAAGUUGCUGGGGGAGAUGGCUGGAGGGGAGGCAAGGAGCAGAACCCCUCCCCCAUUCAUGGCUGUCACAUGACAUCAGUGCGCAUUCAAACCAAGCUGUGCUCCUUCUGUGGGCAGGACCCCAUACCUCUCCUAGUCCCAUUUUCAAAACCCCCAGUCAGGAGUCACUCAGAAUAUCACUGUAAAUGAAAGUGCCUACUAUCAAUGGGGUGAGCAGACAGGGAACAGAUCCGUGGCCUGGAUGACAUGACCUAGGAGAAGAAGACCGUUUAUGAUUUCACUCUUAUUUUACAAGCCUGGGGGAUUCAUAAGUUUUCUAGCUUUGUAUAGGUUGAGUCCCAUUGCAGAAAUGAGCAACAUGUUUUGAGCAGGUCUCCAGAAACAAGAAAGUCUCUGAGUGGUAACUCCCAAGGGAAAGAGGAGCUGAUGGAGAUCCUAUGCAGGCCUGUUUUGUCCCCUCACUAAUCUUCAGAUAACACUGCAUUUGCCCCGAAUUCCCCUAAGCUGAGAUUGUUGUCUCUUUCAGAUAAAAGAUUGUGAGCGAGACAUGAAAAGUAGAUAGAUGCCCAGGUCCUUUCUAUAGAGGCUGCCAAACCUCUAAUGCAAAGUUCUGACCAUCACAAAAUAGGAGUUCUAGGCUUUGUUAUCCUUUGUGGAUUAUCAUCCUUGAGUUCUAGACUGAUGCUUUAUUAAGUUCCCACUCCACUGAUAAGGUGUAUGGCACCAUUGCCUGUGGAGGCUCCUCAGAAUUCGAAAGCCAGGCCACUAGGAUGCAGAUUGCAUUCACCUUCUCUACCUUUAGACUUACAUCUGUGAGAUUCUCCUUGACACUAACAAUGAAACCUGAGCUAAUUGCUUAAUCAUAAGAUCUGAGCAACUUGUGAUGAAUUCGGGCAGAAGUUGUGUGAGCAUCCCAAAGCUCAGCACCAUUACAUUACCAAGAGUGCUUUCCUAGGGGAGGUUUUCCAGGGAAGGCUGCCUCUGCAUGUGGGCAUCUUUGGUAGGAAACCAUCCACCACUUUCCCUUAGAUUAUAGAGGUAUCCAAAGUAAUUCACCUUAGGAAAGGAUGGAAGAUUAUUGUUGGGGCCAUAAAGUGUUAUCUCACUGAGCCAAAUAUAAUAGCUCAUCAUUUUAACCUUUGAAAUGGCUGUCACAUGAUACAAAAUGAAGGCAAAGAAGGAAGGAAGGGAAGGAGAAAGGGAUGAAGAAAGAGUAAAAAGAAUUUAAGCAGUAUUGUAAAUUUCUUCUAAGGAAUUACAUCAUUUAGUUUACAAACCCAUCACAUUCUUUCUUCAUGGUUUUGCAGUUGUGACAUGAAACAGAGGGCAGACAGGACCUAGGAUGGGUAAGAGGAUUUAUGGGAGAUCAAGAGACAGAAUAUUAAUUCUUAUCCAAGAACAUAGCUAUUACAACAUAGGGAACAUGAUAUAUUGGCAAUCAGGGAUUUCUCUGGCAAUCUGGUCCUCUUUGCACAAGAAUUGAAGGAUAUGUAUUUCCCAUGUUAAAGAGGCAUCCACAUCCUUAAGUAAAAUCUUAGAAGCGUGCAUGAUAGUCUAGAUAGAAGGAAGAAAGAAAGGAGUUAAUUCAGCAUUGUAUAGUAUUAGUUUCGGAAAUAGAUACCUGUGACAUAUCACAGGCUUUAACCAUAUACCUGGUCUUCAGUGUCCCCAUCCUAUUAUAAGGACAAACUCUUGGUUUUGUGGGAGGAGUCUCUCCUUUGGAAAGAAUUCCUGAUCAUGUCUAUACCAUUUGUUAUGUUGGUUUUAUUAUAAUGGACCAUAGAGUAAACUGCUAAAGAUACUUUUAAAAUGUGAUUGUUUACCCAUAUCUCCAACAGGAUCUGAGAUUUUUUUUAAAUUUCUCUUUCCUAUGGAAAAACCUGGGUCUCAUAUACCAUGUAGGUUUGAGAAUAUUGCUAAGUCAUAUGGAGAACUGAGGACAAUGUUUUUUGAAGCAAGAUUAGAAUCACUGUAGGGCAAGAGGACCUACACCAAGAUGCCACACAUUUAACCGAAAAAAAAAAAUGCAUCACAUUGCUAUAAAUCUCUCCAAAGAUCUUAUUUGUUGGCAAUGAAAAAACAAAAAUGUAACAGGAAAUAAUAGGUAAUAAGGAGUGGAAUGCUUCAAAUCAUUGGGACCGCUCAUAUAUUCCAUAUGUUUUGUAUAAAAAGUAAACUUACAUCAUUCACAAAACAAAACCUUUAGCCUCAGAUUUCAUUUUUAAAAAGUAGAAAUGACCUUGACCCAGGGCAGGCCUCAAAGAAGGAGAACUAGCUUGAGUUCAACAAUUGCAAAAGUGUCUGUUCUCUGUGCAGUUGUUGAUCCAAACAACUUUGCCUAGUGGAAGGAACAUUGUUCUUGCAAAAUGGCCUUGUCCAAAAAGAAGGACAGCUUAUGGGAAAUUAGCUGGGUUUUCUGCUCAGAAGGACUUUCCCCAAGGCCUUUGCCUUCCCUUCCAAGUCAGACAGACAUUUUGUCCCCUUACCAUGAACAUGUUUUUUCUUUAACUUCAUAGAUAACUGGGGCUAUUCAAAGAGACCUUGUAACAAUACUCGUGAUUUUCACGUUCUUGGAGGACAGAAGCAAAAGCAUGUUUCUCCUCCAAAGAUGGACUUACCUCCUCUGCCUACAGAAACUAAACUACUCAGCAUGAAAUUGUUUUGAGUUCUUACUGAUCAGCCCACAGUCACAGGGUCCUCUGGGGGCUGACUAUGAUGUGAUGGCUUCUAUUGGCUAGUCUCCCUAAAUUUUUCAUCUUGUUGUUUAUAGGCUUUGGAUUUUUUGUGCAAAAUAAUAUAUAUGUGUAUGUAUUGUUUUAAAUCUUAUCUUUUACAAAUGAUAUAUUUACAAUAAUGUAUGUAUUAUAAGAACAAUUUAGAACAAUGGUUUAAACUUAAAAGGAAGAGAGGUAUUGAAUUUGGUUUAUUUAAAAAAAAAAAAGAGCUGUGUUUCAUUUGGAAAGACACAGGUCCCCUUUUGUCCACCUUGUUAUUAUUUGUUUAAAAGAAAUUUUCCUAUGAGACCCAUGCUAUAGGAUUAAUUAUGUCAUCAUGUUUUUCUUCAUUCUUAACAAAUUCUCAGCAUGGAUUUAGUCCUGGUUCCCCUGAAAACUGCCAGUUUUUAUAACAAUAUAAGUGCAAUGUUAUAUCUGACCUAAAGAGCUAUUAAAAUUCUGAAGACAAAUAAACAUACCAUAAAAAAUUGUGAGAUAGACCCCAAGUUAAGAAACACAAAUCUAAUUCAGGAAAUCUCUUUCUCGCUUAAGUAUUUAAAAUGUUUCUCCUCCAGAGACUUAGUCUGCCCGUGAUGUAAAUUCCCCAUUAUGGUUAACAUCAUAUCUGUAAACAUCUCACUAAAGGCAAAAUGAAGUUCACAUUUACGUGCAUACCAGUGGGAAGAAAAGUAAACUAUUCUCCUUUGCAUUUAGCUAUGCUGUUCAAAUGUCACCAACUGAACCUCAAGAAAGAAUUUGGUUUUGCCCACAAUGUAUAUCACUUUCCUCUUGGCAAGGCUGCUGGUGUUAAUAUUAGGUUUAGGUUUAGCAUUCACGCCAGCAAAAUGUUUAUGGAUAUUGUAGAAAACUUAUUUUAAAAUCCUGAUUUCUCGUCAGCACAUUUGCAUACCGUGCUGAUUAAUAAAUUAGGCACCAAUCAUGUGUAAAUCAAUGUAAAUCACUAGUUUAUAUACAUAAUAUAAACUAUGUAAACUUCAUUUUUCAUGCAGAGCCCAAGUUCAGCUAAACCUAUAAAUCUUAAAGAAAAAGAAGUCAAAUAAGAAGAAGAAAAACCAAAGCUUUUUAUAGGUCAAACAUCAAGACAAAAAAACUGAAGUUCCAAACAUGGUUGCCUUAGCCAAAGGAAGCAGACACCCAGACCCCUUAGAGGCAGGUCCAGCCAAGUACAAAUGGUUUUCCUUAGCUCCUUCUGCCUCACUGAAGAUUCCUCAGCCUGACCCAACCAAUCCUAGGCAAAUUGGAAGAUAGAGGAACAGGGUGUGAAGGACUCCUGUGCCCCAGGUCAUUGAUUUCUUGUCAGCUAAUAUAUAUUUUAUUGUAUUUUAGUUAAAUAACUCCACCAGAUUCACAAAUAAUUACAUGAACAAGUUAUCACACAUCCCCCGCCCCGCUUUUUUUGGGUCUGCUUUACACUUAACCACACUCAUAAAACUUCUUUGUCAUCCUAAUUUGAAUAAGUUAUGUGAUGUAAGAAAUAUGUUAUAUCCUUGAGAAAUACCUUGCUGAAGCUCCCUGCUUUUUUUAUAUUCUCUGGUAGCCCCAUGUAUCUACAUGUCCGUGGGUUAUAAAGAAGGCACAGAGUCAUCUGAAUAGGGAGUUUCAGCCACAGGUUUUACCCCAGCCUUUCUGAAGUGCCUGCUGAUUUAACACAAUGUCCUGCACACCAUUCCUCUGACCAAAACAACCGAGAGAGUCAUCAAAGAGAUCAUAUGAAUGUCCGACAAGACUAUUCUAGAAGGAAAUUUGGGUCACAUUGAUGAGAGGCUUCCAUUCGUCCACCCAAGACAAAAGGCCUCUGCAAAGUGAAAGGUGUAUUAGGAGUCAGGAAAAUUGAGUUGUUGCUCUGAGUCUUGCCACACAAAAAAGCCAUGUGAUAUUGACGUUGGCAAGUUAUUUCACAUCCCCAAGUUUUUAAUUUUCUCGUUCCAAAGUAAAGAAUUUAAAUGACAUUCCAUUAGCCUCUUCCACCUCUAAACUCUGAUCCUGAAUAUGAAUUGAAAAUUCAUUAAGUAUUGUCACCCACAUGAGGACCCAAGCAAAGCCACUUGCUGGUCUCUGGUUUCCUCUCAAAACCAUCCUCCACAACAUAGCAUCUUCUAGAACACAGAGUCUCUGGACUGAUUCCAUAUUUCUCUUCGGAGCAAAUUUUCUUAGACUCGCAGAGGAAGGACAUUUUCUUAUUAAAGUUAAGGCACCAAAAUAGCUGAGGUGGCUUCCUUGCUCAUGAUAUUGGGAAAUGUGACUGUUGAACUGUAGCCUAAUAGCCUUUCAUAGGAAGGAAAAUGGCCAGAUUGGGCAUUAUGUACGUAACAAAUGAGGAAGUUGCACGUGUGAGAGGAAACAUCAGCUUUCUCUCAUCCUGGGCCAAAUGCUUCAUUAUGGUAAAUGUGUGUCACUGGAAAUUCUUGGCUGGUCCCAAGCAAGUUCAAAAAGCUGUUCUGUGAGAAACAGGCAAGGGAGGGGGUUUCUUACAGAAGUUUCCUGAAACUUGACUAAUAGGCUGUGGAAUCAAGCAAGUGGAUAGAGAGGCCUCAUUUGUUAACAGCUCAGUCUGGUACAGUUUUACAGCAGAUAGGUGGGAAAUAGGACACAAAAGCCUACGAGGAGGCACGGUUGAAGGGAGUGAGAGUCGUAGAAGCUAAAGCUGAACGUGAAAGUUAAGUUUCCAGAAAGGGAGGCCACGCAAGAACACUUGUUUGAGACAGUAUACAAGGGGUUGUUCUGUUGGGCCAUGUACUGGGCAGACUCAACGCAGGUCCACUUGUUGGUCCCACUCUGUCUUCAACAUUCAGCCUACUGCCCGUCCAGUCACCUUUUCAUGAAUCUCCCCAAAGAGCACAAGGAAUAGGGGUCUCCUGGACACUGAAGAGCAGAGUUUAUUCAUCACUUCCAGCAUUAGUGUCACUUUAGAUGGGGAUGUUCAGUGGGCUUACUGUACUCAGGACACGCUGUAAGUGGGAGAGAGACCCACCCACCGAACACCUCCCCAGGUCCAUCCUUGUUUCCAAGGCACAGCUUUUUGGAUGGUGCUCAUGAGUCCACCCUACAGCUACCUUCUUCUCGAUACAAACCCUUUCCCGUGUAAAUCCAGGCACAAUAACUAUCUGCUUCUUGCAAACGAAGAAAACCCCACGGAGCUAGCUUCCUGGCGUGCCGCCGCUGCCUCCGCCAUCCGUCGGGAGUCUCUUGGAACCAACCCACUUACCUAAGCCUUUGCUCUUCACCAGAGAAUGAACAUGGCUUACCCUGGUGAACUUUGGCCAAGUUCUGCUCCCUAAGUAUUUGCUGGGACGGGGGAGGCUGGAGGGAGGAAAUAACAAGGGGAGGGACGGAGACCUGCAUCUUCUCCCCAGCCUCGCUUCACCCCUCCUUUUCCAUUGCUCUCCUGAAGGUUGUAUAAAUCCUGUUCUUGGUUAGAAGUCUCCUCAUUAACAGUGUUAUAUACAUAUAAAUAUAUAUAUAAAAUAUAUUCCUUUUUCCAGCCCUGUAGACAUGAACUGAUCUUCCCUUGAUGAUACAAACACAUGGCCAUUUUUUUGUUUGUUUGUUUUGGUUUGGUUGUUUUGUUGCUCAAGUUAUUUUGUUUUUGUUUAUUGGGUGGAUAUUUUUUCCCUGAAUACUAGCUCUGUGAAGGAAAGUAAAAAGCGCAAUGUGUGUAAAAAAAAAAAAUUAAAAUUAAAAAAAGCCUUUUUUUUCCUUUUUAAAUGUAUUUAAAUUCUGGUUCUUUCUUCUGUUACUUUACACGUAUGAAUGCUCUGCUCUUCUGUGAUCUUAAAACAAAAUGAAAUAAACGUGAAAAGGA